GGGCUGGCUAUGUCGAGCAUUCUUAAAUAAUAUCGAAUCAAUUUAAAGGAUUUAUUCUUGAAUCAUCUUCUGCGGGUUGUUUUUCGGUACAGGACACUGAAAUGUCGACCGAGACACAAAGUGCACCCGAAGAAAACCUUCAGGGUUCUUGGGUGGAGCUGCAUUUUAAUAAUGGAGGCAGCAACACGCCUAAAGGAGCUGCAGAGGAUCAAUCUGCUAGCACUGCUCCUAGUGGAGACCUGGAGAAAAUGCUGCUGGAUGCUCAGCACGAGUCGGGCAGGAGCAGUUCCAGGGGCAGCUUACCAUGUGACAGUCCUCCAAGAUCUCAGACUCCUUUGCAUCUGCGCAGGGGCUCAGAAGUCCACAGCUCUGGAGAAAAAAACAGCUCACAGUCAGAGGAAGACUAUCUGGAGCGCAGAAGAGAGGUGGAAAUUCUGAUGAAGAAAAACGCAGACUGGAUAUGGGAUUGGUCGAGUCGACCCGAAAACCUGCAGCCUAAGGAGUUUUUGCUGAAGCACCCGAAGCGCUCCAGCACCCUCAGCAUAAGGAACACCAGUAUGAUGAAGAAGGGAGGGAUCUUCUCAGCAGAAUUCCUCAAAGUUUUCCUGCCCUCUUUGGUCCUUUCACACAUCCUUGCUGUGGGUCUUGGGGUGUACAUUGGAAGGCGUUUAACUACCUCCGGCCCCUUUUAAGGGAACGCUAAAGGAAAAAACACACAAGAAAAAUCUCAUAUCCGCACAUUCACCAUCUCAGCUGCUUUGUCUUGAAUCGGUGCUUGUGUAGAUGCAGAUAGGACGAGGUAACAUGACACACUUCCUCUCCCUGGUUGUGGGCCACUCUGUCUCGCUUCCCCCUUGUGUAUUCCACUGGCCUUUCCCAUUGUUCCUCUGCAGCACAUAAUGAUGCCAGUUCAUUACAGGGCCGUCACUGCGGGGGAAGGUCAAGUUAGGCUCAUAGGCAGAUAAUUAGAUGUUCUGCAUCCUCAUAAUUUUGUAUUUUCUUGCACCAAGACUACUUACAAUAUUGAGAGGAUCAUAAAAAGGGGGAAUAAAGGACAAAAGAGAAUUCCGAAAGGGUUUAAUGGAAACAAAUGAUCACGGGAUGCUGGAUUCAGAGAACUCUAUUGAUGUGGUACCUGAAAUUAAGGCUUUGUUCACACUGCACAUAAAUAUGAUUUGUUUUUUGAAUCCACUGACAGUUCACACUGUCAUUUCCUUUUAUUUUUCAGACAAUAUAGUCAAUAUCCAUUGUAUCUACAGUACAUCAGUUGCUAAAGUAAAAUGCCAAAAGACUAGAGGACGGAAAACUGGAAAUUUUGUCCUUGCUCAAGUUUUUCUUGAUAUCUCACGGUUCGAGAGACAUAAAUGACCAAAAACGGCUCACUCGUUCACUCAUUCAUUACAUAGUGAAUGUCACAGUAGUUUGCUGUAUGAGGAAAGAGUGAGCAAAAAAUUUGUAUUUGGGCACAGCUACAGACAAUAUUGCACAUCUUUUGACAUUACAUAUGCAUUUCGUCCCAAAUGAUAAAAUAAAAUCCAAUUUGACCAUUCAGACUAAGAUGCAUUCCUGAUUUUAAUCAAGAUUUCAAACCACAUAUGGAUGAACUUUGAAGCAGCUUUGUAAAAAUUGGAUUUCAUGUGUUUUUUUGAUGUUCAGACAACAAACAACUGAACAGAUUAGUCCGAUAUGCCAACAAAAUUAUCAGAUUUUUGCUGCAUGUCUGAACAAAGCCUUAGACAGUGAAUUGGGAAGAGAUUUUCACCUUUCUGGACCAUAUCAAAACAGGGAUCGUAUCAAACUUUAAAAUAAAUCUCAACAUUUGAUUAAAAAGAAAGAAAAAAAUAAACAGUACAUAUAUAUGUAUUAUCUUUUCAAGUCUACAAUUCUCUGUGCUAUGAGGCUGUUUCUGCAUUUAUAAUGUUUUGAACACCAAAAUGCCCGUUUGCUUUGGGAAUCUGGCAGUAUACAGUAUUAUCUACACUGCCUGGCCAAAAAAAAAAAAAAAAAAAGUUGCAUACUCUAAUAUUUCAUUGGACCGCCUUUAGCUUUGAUUACAGCGUGCAUCCCUCGUGGCAUUGUUUUGACAAACUUAUUCAACGUCACAACAUUUAUUUCAGUCCAGAGUUGCAUUCUUUUUUGGCCGAGAUCUUGUACUGAUGACAGGAGAGUCGAACCACUCCAUAGAGUCUUCUCCAGCACAUCCUUAAGACUUUCAAUGGGGUUAUGGUCAGGACUCUGUGGUGGCCAAUUCAUGUGUGAAAAUGAUUCCUCGUGCUCCCUGAACCACUCUUUCACAAUUUGAGCCCAGUGAAUCUUAGCAUUGUCAUCCUGGAAUAUGCCCAUGCCGCCAAGGAAUAAAAAAUCUAUUGAUGGGAUAAUCAUUCAGUACAUUCAGGUAGUCAGCUGACUUCAUUUUAUUGCAUUGCUGAGCCUAGACCUGACCAACUGAAGCAACCCCAGAUCAUAACACUGCCUCCAGAGGCUUGUACAGUGGGCACUAUGCAUGACGGGUGCAUCGCUUCAUGUGCUUCCCUUCUUACCCUGAUGCACCCAUCGCUUUGGUACAGGGUAAAUCUGGACUCAUCAGACCACAUGACCUUUUUCCAUUGCUCUACAGUCCAAUCGUUAUGCUCCCUAGCAAUUUGAAGUAGAUUUUUCAGAGUAGCCUCAAUAACAAGUGGCUUUCUUAUGGCCACAUAGCUGUUUAGUCCCAAUCCUGUAAGUUCUCGUUGCAUUGUGCGUGUGUAAAUGCUCUUACUUUAAAUAUUAAACAUAGCCGUGAGUUCUACAGUUGAUUUUUUAUGAUGUGACCAAGCUUCCACAAAGCUGAUAGUUCACCACUAUCCUUCCAGGUUUUAAUAAUGCAUUGGAAAAGUUCUUAAGCCCAUUCCAGUGAUUUCAGCAAUCUCCUUAGUAGUUUUCUUUGCUUGAUGCAGGCCAAUAAUUUGCCUCUUCUGAAAAACAGUAACAUCUUUUCCACGACCACGGGAUACGUCUUCCGACAUGGUUGUUUAAGAAAUGAGAAGCUACACACUGCAUCAGUUAGGGUUAAAAGAAUUGUUGCCAGCUGAAACAUAUUAAUCACUGCAAUAAUGAUCCAAUCAUAGGCUCUUCAGUAUCUGCUUAUUUAAAUACAAACAGCAACUCUUUUUUUUGGCCAGGCAGUGUAGUAUAUACAGUGCAACCUUUCUCUGUAAAGCAGUCAUUUUCAUAUUGUUUAAAAAAAAAAAAAAAAAACCCAAGCCAAAGUUGACCAUAUUAGCUCACCUCCACUGAAAUUACAAAUAAGGUACAAAAUACUUCAAGAUGACUUGAGAUGUGUAUUUACCGAUGUUGUUUAAGUUUGCCUUAAUGCUGAACUGAAGUGCAAUCAGAAAUCAUGUAUCUGAACGGUCAGGCUUCCAGCCCAAAGAUUGCCUUAAACAGUUCAUGAAUCAGGCAAGGGAGUAUAAGGGAAAUUGUGUAAAAUUGUGCAUGUUUUGUAGUCUUUAAAAAUCAGAUUCGGUAUAUGUGUUAGUUUCAUAGUGGUUUUGUAUCAAAAGAUGAAAUCAACAGAAAUAAAUGUUUUCCAAAUGUAA
Messenger RNA from Myxocyprinus asiaticus (Chinese sucker), 3578 nucleotides. RefSeq names its product BCL2/adenovirus E1B 19 kDa protein-interacting protein 3-like. Gene Ontology annotation, biological process: positive regulation of apoptotic process; mitochondrial outer membrane permeabilization. Lineage: Eukaryota; Metazoa; Chordata; Actinopteri; Cypriniformes; Catostomidae. The transcript is spliced from 6 exons. Gene Ontology annotation, cellular component: nucleus; mitochondrial envelope; mitochondrial outer membrane. The record is from RefSeq and is a predicted model, not a curated record. Bases 102 to 692 code for a protein of 196 amino acids.